GUCGCGGACAUUGGUUGUCAACGGCUCUCCGCGAGGAGAGCACCCGAGAAGGGAGGGGGGAGGAACGGACCCCCCUCCGUUCUAACGGGCCUGAUUGGGCGGUUGGGGUUCCAAAGGGGUGUGGCUGGCUUUGGCCGAGGGUUAUAAAAACGUUUGCUGGGCACCGGCCACCCUCAUUAAAGUGAGGGUGGCAUAAGCGAGUUGGUAACAGCGUGGAGAAGGAGGAGGGUGGGGGGAACAUCUGGUUCCCCCCCGUAAAUGCAUGGGAAAGGUGGAACUUCUUAAACCCUAGUAUCUAGCGUUUUCUCAAUAGGGGUAGGGGGCUCCUGACCCAGGUUAGGAGUAGGCGCACGAUAUUUUAGGUGUUAGACUAAGGUGCGUAUGUGAGCCCUCUAAAGGUUGUGCUGUUCUACAAUCCUCUGUGCAGACCCUACACAAUGGUGAGUGGCUUUUGGCUCGUUUGCCCAUGCCUAAUUUGAAGUUUUCUCCUUGGUUCUGGGACCUACCAGAACUUGGUUGGGAUUGGUGGCAUGUGACUUUACUGCACAAUACUGAUCUAAGGUUCAAGGGAUGGUUAACAUGGGGAUCUGUUCAUAUUUGUGUGGCUGUAGGCAAAAUCCAGGAGUAUGGAGUGAAGCCUUUGGCUGCCUGUUUUCAGCUGGGUUCCAAGGUUAUGGUUUUGUUUUGGGGAAGGGAUCUGGGAGUGGGGUUCUGUGUAGGAUUUGCUUGUAAUAAGAUACUUGGAUUUAGCAUUGGAUAUAUGUCAGUGUUUGUGGCGCGAGUGGUGAGAAGCCUGUUGAAGUCCUGGUGUAGAGAAAGGGUGGAAUUUCCUGAUCUAGUGCCAGGCUUAGGGGUGUCAUGAUAGAGGAAGGAUCCUAAUAGAGGAGCUACUGAUGAAAUAUGAAGAGAAAGUGAAACAUUCAGAAGGAGCUUCUCAGUUCCUAAAGGAACUCAUCUUAUAAUAUGGUUAAAGAGGCCCAUAUUCUUUGGUGUGGAAUGAGUACACUGGAAAGGCAUUUAAAAAUGGAGGUGCAAGUAUAACAGAUGUAGUGAUGCCAGUUUCUCUGAGUAUUUGUCUAAAUUAAGCAGGGUGGGGAAGCUGUUAUUGGACUCCUACUGCCACCAUCUCUGACCAUGUUGACUGGGGAUGAUGGGAGUUGGAGUCCAACAGCUGGAGGGCCGCAGGUUCUCCAUCCCUGGUUUAAAAUGUCCGACUUCAUUAGGGUUUUAUAAGUGUUUAUGGGAGGAAUAAUUUUUGUAUAGGAGGGGUGGGCAGUUACCCACACUGGAAGUCAAACUUGAAAAAAACUUAAUUCCCCACUUGCCACAAUAUUUUCCAUCCUUUGUUACAACUUUGCUCCUCCUGUUUCCUUUCUUGGAUGUGUGAGCUGUGGCAUCCUUGAUGCAUGAUCCAUAUGAAAAACACACAUUAUUGAGAGUAUCAAGGUCUUUAAAAAAUCCUCAGAUAUUUAUUUGGGACAAUAGAUUCCUUACAGGGUAAAUAAUGCAUUUUGAUAAUAGCCACCUUUGCUUUUCUAGAAUUUGAUUACAUUCCCUGUUUGGAUCAUAUUUGUUGAGGCAUAUUUUAUAUUGUUUGAUUUAUAAGGGAAAGAAAGAAUGUAUUUUGUUUGAUUUCCAGGUGCAGGGCUAAAGGCCUAUUCCUUGCUGCAAACACAGAAAGUAAUCACUUGUACAAAAUAAUACAUAAUAGAAAAGGUGGAUUGUUCUUUUUACAUAUGGGGAAACAUAUCUCAGACAUUCUUUAUUAAGGCUGGAAUCCUGGGCAUUGAACACCAUGAGACUUGCUCCUGAAUAAACAUAUAGGAUUGUAUUGGGAGGCAUCUAGAGUUUGCUUUCUGAGUAGUUUUAUUCUUUCGUAGUAUGAGGAUUUAGGAAGAUACAGCAGUACUCUGAACAGUUUGUCUUCUCCUGCUCCCCCUUUCUCUCAAAGCAAAAUCUUCCAUGUUUGCAAACUCUUCUACUCAGUGGAGUUGUAAGAGUACUGCUUUAAGGUCUAUAAAGUUGGUUAGCCUUUUAAAAACCUUUUGUCUUGAUUUGUUCCAGUCUAGGCCUUUGGUUCCCUUGGGUAUAUGUUUCUAUGUGCAGUGCUGCAUACAUGUUUUUAAAUUUUCAUUUUGUAUUUGAGACCUGCGCAGUCCUUUGACCUCUUACAUGCUUUCAGAUGUGUUUAAUUGUAAACUCUUUCUCAUGGGACGAAUCCUUGGCAAGCAGUGUUCUCUCCUCUUCCCCAACCCCACCCCCCAGCAGAUGGUUUACACACAGGCAGCAGUUUUGUGUGCAGGGUAGGACUGAGCUUCCAUGAUAACUUUAUUUUUUUGUAAUCUAUCAAAAACCAUUAGUCGUUACUCAACACAUAGUAUAUGUGUGUGUCAGUGAAGGUUAAGCACUUUGUAAUUUAAGCAGAAGUGAUGACUUUUAUGGACGAAAUGAAAAUGUUCACGUAGAAAGCCAUACAUAGUGGUGUGUAAUAUUUUUCUCCUUGUGAGUGUGUUCUUUAUCUGUAAGCUCUUGAGUGUUGGUACUUUAUUUUACAGUUACUCCAAAGAGAUGCUAGGAUGCCUCCUCUGAUGUCUUCCUUUAUAGCCAAGGGUGAUGCAUUUUUGCCAUUUGGCAUCCUUACUAUUGGUUUACUCUUGAAAUGCCCUUUGGGGGCAGCAUUCCCACUGUUGGUGCCUUUGUGUUUUAAGUUCCAUUAGAAUGAGCCUGGCAUGGAAUCUGAUUUUUGUUAGCUUUGGAGGAUUCCAAGAAAAAAACAUCCAGCAACGUGGGACACAUUGCUUUGAUCCAGAAGGGAUCAGAAAUGGUAUUGUGGAGUGUCCUGUUUAAGUGUGGCCUCCUCUGUACUUUUGGUAAAGGAGGCUGUGGAUGUAGUUAACUAAUUAGACUAGCCUUGCACAACUUUAGGUCCCCUGGUGUUGUUGGACUAAAAUCAUCCCUGGCCACUGGUCCUGCUAGCUAGUCCAACAUAAUCUGAGGAUGCAAGAUUGAUAGAGAGUCUGAGUUAGACUGUGACCCAAAUGGUUUAUUUUUCAGUUUUGGGCUACAUGCUUUUGUGUCCAUGUACGCUACAGUAGUAAAACUUAGUUUCUAUUGGAGUCAGAGAGAGAGAUGGGAAAGAACUCCCCAGGGAGAGCUGGUACAUGUUGGAGGCUAGGUCAGCUUGCUCCUUUUAAAAUGGCAAGUGGGCAACCCCUUUAGCACUCUGAAAGACAUAUGUGGGCACCUUUAGGGUGUGUGCAGAAUUGGUCUGAGAAGCAGAGGCUGCAAAUAGCCACCCUAGGAUAUUGAACUGAGGUGGAGCGUUUGUAGAAAUGACAAUCAAGUAACAAAAAUUGUACACCCACAAAUACACAUUGUGUCUGAGGGAAAAGUUAAGGCAUACCUUGCCUAAAGACUUUGCGUAACCUAAGUACAAAAGGUUUUCUUCCUUUGCAAUUGUCCUGCUUUUGUAUGUCAAUGUUUGCUGGCAAUGCAGGCCACUUAAUUCCUUCUGACGGUGCAAAUAAGGAUCUACAGUUGACAGGUGUCAAAAUAUAAAUAAAUAGCAGUGGGGGGGCUGUUUAGAUGAGGUGUUCUCAGGAUUAGGGGGGGGUGAAAGGUGAGAGCAGACUUGCCUUCUCGUGUGUUUUCUUUCUCUCUAUUUCACUCACUCACUCUCUAUCUCUCUCUCACACACACACUGAAAAAGUGACUAACAGACCAAGAGAUCCUGUGUUUGUUUGAAUGGGGAAUCUCCCUUGCUUUGCCAGAUUAAAUCUCUGUUUUGAACAAUCAUGGAAUCCCUUGCCUUUGUCCAUUGGCUUAGUAAGUGAGGAGAGUGAAUUGGGAAACUGUAGGCCUGAGGCCUGCUCCCCAUCUCUUUCUGGCUACCUCAUGUGAGUUGGGGGUCACACACAAUCUGAACAGCCCCAAAGAAAACUGUCAUUCAGGUACCCGCUUAAUUUGUGUGUGUCUCUGCUUGCUUUCACCCCCGUUUCUCACCUGAAAUUAAAAACAUACAAACCCGUGUGUGCAAAAGAGGGUUAGAAGAAGCCCAGCCACUCCAGAUUUGCUGUGUUUGAUAGCUGUGCUGCAAUAUUGGCAGCAGGCUUUUGAGAAGUCAGAUUCAACUUUUGCUGUGAAAGCUACCUUGCUAGUGUAUUUUCUCAAUCCAUCAUUACAUUUUGCUCUUGCCUCUUCUCCAAGGAGUUCAAGGGCUGUGCCCAUGAUUCUUGUAUUUCACUCUCCCCUGUUUUACCCUCACAAUUAAACUGUGAAGUAGGUUGUUCUGAGAGUGUGUAAUCGGCCCAAGGUCACGCAGUGGGCUUUGUGACUGAACUUGCCUCUCUGAUCCUAAUACAGCCCUCCCUGUCCUCUGUACCACACUCACCCACAUUGGCUUUUCUCAAGUAGCAGCAUUUGCCUUGGGGGUGGAAGGGUUUUACGUAGGAUUUGACACUGUCCCCACCAAUUAGUACUUUUGAAUGCUGGGAUUCUUGAGCCUACGUGACUUUGGCUCUUUGUAACACAUCUAGCCUUGUUGUCUUGACAGUUAUGAGAGUUUGUGCUCCACCAAAGGACUGCGAGCGCAGGGCUGCAAAGUAGCUGCUUCCCAUCCCUUCCUUCCUCAGCCCUGGAAGUUCCACUCAGGCAGUUUUGAGGAGGAAUUGUGCCUGUGCUUUCAAGAAUUGCCGCUAUGAGGGAUGUAAUAUUGCUUUAAAAUACCAUUGGGCUUCUGAUCCCUUUGGAAGCAAUUGAUAAAUGAAACAAGAUAAAUCAAUUUUUGCAAACAAGCUGUUCCUUUUUCUUUUACUCUGUCUAAUUUGAUGCGCCUUUGCUAUUUGGGAUGGGUGUGUCUUCAUGUUACUCUUCCCAUAUGUGUUUAUUUCUGCCUUGCAACAAAGACUCUGUAUACAGUGUAGUUGCCCUUGAGCUUAUGUGCACACAUAUAUAUAUAUAUAUAUAUAGUGUUAAUUUUAAUUUUAAAAAGGGCUCUUCCAGUUUAUAAAGCAUCCCUGGUUCUUGCUUGCCAUGUGCAGGCAGGUGAGUGGCUGUUCAAAAGUCCAUUUUAAUUUGUGCUGUUUUGCCUUGGAUCUCUCUCUCUCUCUCUGAGUCUGUGUGUGGGUGUGUCUUUUCAGGCUAGAGGUACCGUAUUUUUCACCCUAUAGGACGCACUUUUUCCCCUCCAAAAAUGAAGGGGAAAUGUGUGUGCGUCCUAUGGGGCGAAUGCGGGCUUUCGCUGAAGCCUGGCUUCAGGAAGCUAUCCGCAAGGCUUGGGAGCCCGCGGGAGUUCCCGCCGGGCUCCCCCGGCUUGCGCAGCGCUGCCUCUUAUCCCGAAGCCCCGGCGCGCUGAGCAGUCGCGCAGGGGCUUCGGGUAGAACUGCGCAAGCAGUGGGAGCCCUCCCCCGGCUUGCGCAGCACUGCCUCUUAUCCCGAAGCCCCGGCGCGCUCAGCAGUCGCGCUGGGGCUUCGGGUAGCUCUGCGCAAGCCGCAGGAGGGCUUGCGGAGAGCAGCCUGUUCUGGGGGCUGGGGUUGGGGGAAGCUUGGGCUUCCCCCGCCCCAGCCUCGCGCCUUGGGGGGCGAAAAUAAUUUCCCCCCCUUUAUUUCCCCCCAAAAAAAACUCAGUGCGCCUUAUGGGCCGGUGCGCCCUAUGGGGCGAAAAAUACGGUACAUGGUUUUUAGUGGAGAGAAAUUAGACUGUCUUUGGGUUUUGCAGUCGGGGGCUCAUCAACAAAAAAUUACUUUAAAAAUAAGACACGCAUAAUUCUUGGUGAAUGAGAGUUAAUCAGAAGAAAGUGCAUUUUGAAAUGGAUCCUAUGUUUUGUCAUCAACCUGCUGCAUGAAACGGCUUUCAGGGAGCCUACUUGUGAGUAAACAUAGGAAGCAGACCGCGUUGCUGCUUGAAUUGGCAGGUUCUUGUGGGUUAUGGGGAGAUUACUUAGGAGUAAGCAUUUCUAGUGGCAUGCUGGCAGAAGACAGUGUUCCAGUGACAUGCCUUGGAAAGCAAGUAGCUAUUUAAUGAUUCACUGACUUUGCUGGGAGAAGACUAGGAAGUGGAAGCUUAUUUUGGAUGGUGGUGUUUCUCCACAGGUGUGUGUGUGUGUGUGUGUGUGUGUGUUCCAAGGCAUUGGAACAUUGUUUGACCCAAGUAAGCACCUUUUACAUGCACUAUGCUUUCCUUCCCAUUCCCUCCUCCAAGUAAAUCUGAGUAUUACUAGUGCCUAGAGCUGGCCUUCCUGUUCUGUGUUGCUGGAGGCUCUUGGGUAGAUCUCUUGGUCACCCUCUAUGCAACUUUUCGGGCAUUCUGCAGCACAUUGUCACUCCCAAUUUUGGUCAGCCCUGCCCCCUUCAAGAGCAGUGGGUGGCAGAUCCAGGCAGGGACUGUAUUUCAGCUAAGAACCAUAUUCUUCUUUGCUUUUCCCCCUCCCACCCUGCAGAAUUCCAAUGUAGAAAAUUUGCCUCCCCACGUGAUUCGGCUGGUCUACAGGGAAGUCUCCACUCUGACCUCAGACCCACCUGAAGGCAUCAAAGUAUUCCCUAAUGAGGAGGACAUCACAGAUGUGCAAGUUACCAUUGAAGGACCUGGUAAGAAGGGGCACGUGGAGUUUGCUUUCCGAGACUCCUGUUUUAAAAAAGCAUGUGGUUAGGAGGCAGAGGGCAGUCCCUGCAUCAAGUACAGCAGAGCUCUAGCUUAUGGGUUGUUGUGAAAAGGGCAACAGUGCCAGGUGGCAUUGUCCAAGCAAGAAUGGAAAGGUGACUCUUUUAAGGGGUUGUGGGGCUCUUCUCCACAGGCAGCCUAAAUUUAGCUUCCCGUCAAUAUUCCUAUGUUGUCCAGGAGAGCUUGUUCCCAUCACCUGCUUCCAGGAUGGGGAAAGGAGCUCUCUUCCGUACCUCCUGUGAGAGAAUCCAGAUACCUUUCUGCUGCUUAUAGCGUGCAGGUAUUUACAGUGGUACCUCUGGUUGCAAACGGGAUCUGUUCCGGAGCCCAGUUCGCAACAUGAGCAAAACGCAACCCGCGUGUGCAUGGGUCAUGAUUUGCCGCUUCUGCGCAUGCGCGUGACAUCAUUUUGAGCGUCUGCGUGAGCGGCGAAACCCGGAAGUAACCCUUUCCGGUACUUCCGGGUUGCCACAGGAUGCAACCUGAAAAGAUUUAACCUGAAGCAAACGUAACAAGAAGUAUGACUGUAUAUUAUAUAUAUGUAUGUAUAUAUAAUACAUAUAUAUAUUUAUAUAUUCAUAUAUUCUAACCUUGUGGUUAGAAAUAAGACAGUUGGGUGGGGUCUUGUAGGCGGGGGAAGCUCUGGAACCAAGCCUUGAGCCGUGGCUCAGUGCAGACAUAACACUGAAAUGGAAUACAGGAGGUCAGGACUAUUGGGGUGUAUCCAGUUAAAUUAUACUCUGAGUAGAUGUGUUGAAAUUAACGGGCCUGUGUUGAUUAUGCCCAUCGAUAUCAAUGGGUCUAGGGCUAACAUUGGAGACAGCCCAUUUGGCCAGUGUAAUCUCUUUUAGCAGAAGAGAAGUUUCAAUUCUCUAGGAAUACCAAGUUCUCAGUUUCCACAGCCCGGCCAUAUACUUUCAGACUUCUAGCAAUAAAACCAAAUUAACCCCUUUCCCACCCUUGGUUCUAAUAAAUGUUCAGGAGGGUCCAUAUCUACCAAAGUUGAGGUCCACUGUUUUCAACUGGUGAAUGAAUCUUUGAGCCCCAAACUGGAAAUUAAAAGGGAAAAGAAAAAUCUAGCCCCUAUUAAGCUUGUGCUGAGAGGAGUAAAAAUAUCUGCCUUGCAAGUAGACAAACUUGCCCCAGAAAAGGGCUUGAGGUGAAGGCUAAAAGAGAAAGAGAGGGGGGAAAACCAGACUUAUUAUUUAGCUCCUUUAAAAAAAGAAGUCAGCAAGCCUUCAGUAUUCAGGAGAGUUGCUGGAGAAAAAGCAAAACUGGGCUAAAUAAUGCUAAAAAGGAAGCAAAAUUAGGGUACACUUUAGUUUUUUCCCUUCAGUUACACACACGUGAAUAAUAAUACUCCUUAUUAAAAAUUAGCCUUUCAUUAAUUUAUAAUGACAAUCCCAAAUUUCUGGAUUGCUUCUUCUCUUUUUCCUCCUUGUACACUAAGAAUCCUUCCUUAUCACAGUUGGGUUGUAAAUAUUGUUGAGACCAAGAGGAACCUUGAAACUUUUUUGUAUCUCUUUUGUACUCUGUCUAUCUGAUUUCUCAACCUCAUUGCCCAAAGUGGAAUCUUCUACAGUAUCUCUAAACGUGGUGUUUCAGAGAGAGAAGAGUUCUCUAAUGUAACAGAGGUAUGGUGGGCUUUAUCUAACAUUUGGGACAUUCUCUCUUAACUGAAGAGAAGAUUCAGUUUUCUUGAAAUACCAAGUUAUCAGUUUCUACAGCAAGACCAUAUAAUGUCUGUCUUCUAGCAAUAAAACCACACCAGAAAUAAAAUGGGAAAACAGAAACGUUUUGCAUUUUAAUAUAACAAACUCAUAAUUUUAUCUGGGCUUAUAUAAACUUUAACUUUUAACUAUUAACUUUUAAAAUGUCAUCUUUUUUUGUCUUGUGACCAACCAGAGCGUUCUAAAAGAUAAACCUCUCUUCCCUGAGUUUAUUCUGUGUAUACUUAGGCAGCCACCAAAUAGCAUUGAAAGGCAUCAUUCACUUCACUCCUGCAGUGCCCAUUUCAUGUUUUAUAACCCUCUUUCAUCCCAUAUCCUAUGGUUUAUGAUAUUUGCUAUGCUUUUCUAUUAACCACUACAUUCCAGUUUAAUUAAAAAUAAAUAAAUAAGGAACACAGAACAUGCCAAGUCACAAAUCACUGUAUUAAGUUCUGGGACUUCAGAUACAAUACAUGAAAAGAAGAACAGAGGUUUUCUCUGAAUUUAAGUAGGGCUGAAUCAGGAAUAAAAGUUUAUUCAACAGUAAUAGGAGAAAUUUCUGCUAAUCCAGAGACGUGAGGAUGAUGAUAAUAUCAUCAUCAACCAUUGUUGCCUCAGAACACUGUCCAAGAAAAUAAUAAUUCAGGAUUCAAAUUACGUUCCCCUUCUUUUCAGUGAAAAUUCCACAGUCUUUGACAAGGCAUAUCAUUUGUUGGGGGGCGUUAUAAUGCUGUGGUCUAAACCACUGAGCUUGCUGAUCAUAAGGUUGGCAGUUCGAAUCCCCCCGAUGUAGUCAGCUCCCGUUGCUCUGUCCCAGGUCCUGCCAACCUAGCAGUUCGAAAGCACACCAGUGCAAGUAGAUAAAUAGGUAUCACUGCAGUGGGAACGUAAAUGUGUUUCCAUGCGCUCUGGCACUCAUCACGGUCCUCCGUGCGCCAGUAGCGGUUUAGUCAUGCUGGUCACAUGACCUGGCAUGCUGUCUGUAGAAAAACACCGGUUCCCUCGGCCUGAAAGCAGAGAUGAGUGCCACACCCCAUAAUCUCCUUUGACUGAACUUACCUAUAAUGUGUUUGAGAGGGGGGAGUUAUUGGAUUGUUCUUGUUUUUAUUUUGAUUAUGUAUUCUGUGUUUUUAUAUCAUGAUUUUAUCUUGUGAACCACCCUGAGACCUGCAGGUAUAGGGUGGUAUACAAAUUUUUACAAAAUAAUUUGUUCCCAACGUGGUACAGAGCACCAACCACAUCAUAAAACAACACUCAGAUACCAAUAGCUUGGCCAGCAUCUUUUUUAGCUCCCAAGGUCUUGUGGAUCAUCAUGGCUGCUGUAGAAGAUGAAAUCUAGAGGAGGCCAUAUUGGCGUUCUCAAAAAAUAGAGAAGGGGUAAAGGGAGCACUCCUUGGGAUCAGGCAGACAAAAAAGCAAAAUAGUUAGCUGGACAUCAGAGAUAACUGAGCUAUGGUUUAAACCAUGUGUGGGGUACAGUGAGUGGGAGAUGCCAUCCUGCGGUAUUGCUGAGACAACCCUUCUCCUGUUCCUGCUGCAGAGGGUACCCCAUAUUCCGGUGGCCUCUUUCGCAUGAAGCUCAUCCUCGGCAAAGACUUUCCAGCCAGCCCACCCAAAGGCUACUUCCUGACCAAAAUAUUCCACCCCAACGUGGGGGCCAAUGGCGAGAUCUGCGUCAACGUCCUCAAGAAGGACUGGAAAGCGGAACUGGGCAUCCGACAUGUCCUGCUGGUGAGUGGUGGUUUAUACUGGGUUACAUCCCAAAAUGGUAUGUUUGGGUCCUGAAUUGGGUUGUAACAAAAUUGUUAAUAUUGUUAAUUCACCUGGUCAGACUUAUUGUCCAGUACUUUUUAUACUGAAUGGCAUUGGUGUGACAGGGUUUCAAGUAGGCAGAUACAUUUCUUUUGCCUGACGCCUAAGAUCCUUUCAAUGGGCAGUACCAGGGAUUGAACUGCAUGCAAAACGUGUCUCGCCUCUGAGCCGUGGUUUGCCCCUGUCAUUGGGAAUAUGACCAUUUUUUUAUGGGUUCUUCCCCUGCAAGUGGAUAGGUCUAGGCAACUCUCUUAAUAUUUUGGCAGUAUGUUGAAGUAUUUAAAUUGAAUGAAUCAGUUAAAAGGGAGGUGACGAUUAAGUUAAAAAACACCUUAGUCAGCGGCCAUUAAAACUUGCUCCUUUCUAGGUUUUCUACCAUCUUUCCAAUCUUUAAGUUAGGUAACUUUUGAAGCAACAGAGAUAGGACUCUGUGGGAGCUUGGGAUAGAUGAUGCCACAGUAUUUAGGUGGUCCUGGGGCCCCAGAAUAUUGACUGCUUUUUCCUGGAUUUGAAUUGCAGCUCUCCAUCAUGGUGACUAAAUAAAAAAACAGACCGCAAUGCAGGACAGAUCCUGUUGUCUGUUCCACCUCAGAAUGUAUGAGAGAAGAAUCUUGCUUUGAAAUCAUCCACUUUUAAUAUCCCUGCUAGUAAAACGCUUGCACAUCAGGAAGGUUGCUUGCUGCUUCCUUAGCCUUUUCUCUAAUGCAUUCACUUCCCAUAAGCUUUGAGCUUUUGACAGGCACUUUCAAACCAGCAACGCUCCUUUUUCACAAGCACAUAUCUGUACCAAGGUGAUAAUAGAGUACCUUGUUCCUGGUUCCACUUUUUAAUCUGAAUCUGGUGUCGGGCUGAGAGUGAGAAGCUUCUGCAGGCAGAACUCUGAACUCUGCUUCAGAGUUAUGCCCCAUCUCUAGGACUGAAUGAUUUCCAAAGGGCAACUUACAACACAUGAAAAGAGCCUUCCUCAGCUUGAUGCCCUCCAGAAAUUUUUGUCUACAAUAUCCAUCAGCCCCAACUGCUGGCCAUGUCAGCUGGUGGGGCCAAAGGGAGCUGCAGUAUGAAACAUCAGGAGAGCACCACAUUGGGGAAGGCAGCCAGUGUGGUAUAAUGGUUAGAGUGCUGGACUAUGACCUGGGAGACCAGGGUUCAAAUCCCCACUCAGCCAUGAAGCUCUUAGCCUAACCUACCUCACGAGGUUGUUGUGAGAAUGAAAUGGGGAGAAGGAGAACCUUGUACACCACAUUGACCUCCUUGGAAGACAAAGGUUGUAUAUAUAAAUGGAAUAAAUAAAUAGAAAUAAAUCCAGGCAGUGUGUAAAAGGGUGCCUAGCAGCUUGUCACCCACUGACUGCUGACCGGAGUCAGUGCAUCUUUCUCCUCACUUUAGCAGUCCAAAGACAACCAGUUUGUGAAGCAGAUUUAUUGCUGGGGUAGAGGGAAGCAGCAGCCAAGCAGUGGCUGAGACCAUGCUGGUCUUCCUCCUGUCCUUCUACUCUUCCUGGGAGGGAGUGGGCACAACUUCCUGAGACGCCCUUGUUUGGCUGGCCAAUGGCAGAGCUCGCUGGAUUCUUUCAUCAUCAUCAUCAUCAUCAUCAUCAUCAUCAUCAUAUAUUAUAUCCUGCCCAUCUGGCCGGGCCUCCCCAGCCAUUCUGGGUGGCUUCUAUCAGGAUAUAAAAAGCACAAUAAAAAUCAAACAUUAAAAACUUUCCUAAACAGAUGUCUUCUAAAAGUCAGAUAGUUGUUUAUUUCCUUGACAGCUGGUGGGAGGCUGUUCCGCAGGGUGGGCACCACUGCCAAGAAGGCCCUGUUCCUAACACUGAUAAUGUCUCUCCUUCCCCUGGUUCUGACUGCCCUCGCUCCUUGUUCCCCUUGUAGACCAUCAAGUGUUUGCUGAUCCAUCCCAAUCCAGAAUCGGCCCUGAAUGAGGAAGCAGGGCGCCUCCUGCUGGAGAACUAUGAGGAAUAUGCCUCCCGGGCCCGCCUCCUGACGGAGAUCCAUGCCCAGCCUUCGUCCGGCCUGCGCACCAAGGACCCUGCCGAGCCUUGCUCUUCUUCGGCCGGUGCCUCGGGGGAAGGCCCCAUGGCUAAGAAACAUGCAGGCGACAGGGACAAGAAACUGGCCUCCAAGAAGAAGACCGACAAGAAGCGAGCUCUCCGGCGGCUUUAGGGGCCAGUGGGGACGGGGUGGGGUCUGGCGCACGGGGGGGUGGGUGUGGUGGGCAUUGGGGUUCCACAAGUACAUUCUCCAUUUCUCCUCUCUCUUCCUCUCCCACCUUCACGUUGAGGCUGCAGUCCAAGUCUGUCUCGCCCUUGUCAGAUUUUUCUUCUUUUCCGUCUUUAAGUUAUUUAAAUUAUAAAAGCAGGAAAAUCUAUUAAAUGCCUUUUUUUUCUUAAGAAGGCUCUUAAUGUUUGGUUGUGCCAUCAUCUAAAACCAGCGGCCCACGUUGAGAAUGCUCUGCCCUUACCGUUAAAAAGGAUGUUAAUAGAAGCGCAGAGGAGCAUCGAAAUAAGAGGAUCGGAAAUGGGGAGCAUCUUCCUUUUUGACGGAGGGCUUUAAAAAGAGGUUGCUGCUUUGCGGUUGGGGGGGGGGAGAUAUCAAAGAAGAGACUUUAUAGAGGUAGAUAAGAUUGUGAACCGUGAGGAGCAGGUAAAGGGAAAGAGGAUUCUUUACUGUUGGACUUCAGGAUUACUUUGCUGAAAUUGGUUGAUGAAGGAUAACGAGAAUGUUUCUCUGCACAACACAUAAUUAAGGAAUUCAUUGCUCCGAGUUGUGGUUUUGACCACUAACUUAGUUGUUUGUUUGUUUUCAAAAGGAAGCUGGGCAAAUCUAAGCAAAGAAGGUUCUUUCUAUGUGCGUGCUAGCCAUGCAAGCUAAAUGUGACCUCUGUUUAGAGGCAGUAUGUUGGGGUGGCCAUGGGCUUUCCUGGGAACAUCUGGUUAGCUGCUUUUCAGGCCUUUGGCCUAAUCCAGCAAGGACGUUCUUAAGGCAAGUCAGCAGAGCAGAGUGAUCUCCCUCUGUGUCCAAAUGAAUUCGCUCAUUCAAAAUACUGGCCUCUGCAUCCCUUGCCACCGCGACCCCUUAAACUGUCCUAUGGCACCGGUGUUAAGCUACCUUGAUGUGGGAAGAGGUGAUGAAUGCUGAGAUUUGUUAUGACACGAGGGGCAUCUGAACUGUUCCACACAUUAGCUGGCAAGUACUUAAAUGAUUUAAUGGAACAUGUGAAUUUCUUCUCCCUCCAUCAGUGUCCCAGUUGUAUGCAUUUGUGUCAUAAAAAUGCAGGUGCAGCUUGGGACAAUACUAGUACGGUUGUCCUUACCCAGUUCUGUAGUUUACACACACCCACCCCUCAGCAGUACACAACAUGCCAGCAGCAUAAGGUAGCCCACAGGGUUUUUUAAGGGCCUUGUGGUGCACCCUCUGGCUGGCACAGCCAGAGGUGUUUGACAGGUCAAGGGGCUGUUUGACAGGUCUCCACAGUUCCUUGUAUGCUAAUGUGCACACACAUUUCUCAUGGGCUAUACCGCAUGGUGUGUGCUUCUUUGUGCACACAGAACUUUAACAACCGUCUUCCCUCCCACAACUGCCACCACAGGGCUAGGGGGGAAACAGAUCUGGCUUUUUAGAAGUGUUUUACUUCCUCCAUAGUUUUUCCCCUGUAGCUUAUAUUUACUAUUUUAUUAAAUAAUUUUUAAUAAUGUUUAUUUGAAAUAUUUUCGUGUAAAGACAUUUUGAGGUUCACCUGAAAAGCAGUAUAUAAAUAUUUUAAAUAUUUUUUGAAUAUACCGCUUUUCUAAAAGACAUGGUGCAGAGUGGUGUACAAAAUUAAAAACAGAAAAGCAAUAAAGUUACAAUUCAGUUGCAGUUCAACAAUCUAAAGCGAUCGACAAACACCUGUUGCCAGGUAGGGGCUAUGAAACGUCUUAAAACAGCACUAAAAGUAUUUGUUAAGUCUUCAAGAGAAGGACAAGAACGAUAAAGCCUGGCACCACCAACGGGAAGGCCCUGUUUCUGGCACUUGUCCUUUCAACUUCAUGUGUUGGUGGGACAGCAAACAGGGUUCUUGAACCUGAUCUUAAUUGCGAUGCAAGUUUAUAUAGGCAUAGAUAGUCCUUAAGGCAACUUGGUACCAGACAGGAAUGUUUCAGUGUGAGUCGAUGUCGUCCUUUUGGACUUGGGUUUAAACUUUUAGUUGGGAAAAGUCAAAGUGCUUGGUGAACUCUCUAAGUGGUUUGUCACCAAAUGCAGGUCACAGAUAAGUCAUUCUGCCAAUUCAAACUGGGUUCAUCUGCUAACCUGCAUAAACAUUAGCUGAGCACAUAAAGCUAUAUGGCAAAUUAAGUAAUCUGAUGAACUCUUGGGUAAGCUUGAUUUGGAGGUAUGAAUAUAAAAAGUUCCUGAAAUGAGGCUGAAAACCAGUCUUAUAAUUCAACACUGAAAGCUGAACAACUGAAAUGGUCACUGGCUGGAGCACCUCUCCAUGCGGAAAAGCAAUAUUGGGAGCUUUUCAGUUUGGUGUAAUGGGCAUUUAUUUUUGGCAUGCCUAUGCUGCCCCCAUUACCAGAGUCCUCUAGGUGGCUUGGUUUUUUUUAUA
Podarcis lilfordi (Lilford's wall lizard) is the source of this 14769-nucleotide messenger RNA. Lineage: Eukaryota; Metazoa; Chordata; Lepidosauria; Squamata; Lacertidae. The record is from the annotation of a GenBank genome assembly.